Messenger RNA from Striga asiatica, 456 nucleotides. The record is from the annotation of a GenBank genome assembly. Lineage: Eukaryota; Viridiplantae; Streptophyta; Magnoliopsida; Lamiales; Orobanchaceae.
AUGUGGUCCGACAAAAUCAACUCCCUCUCCGUGGGCCCUCCCGCCAGCUCCCCCGACUGCCCGAUUACAUGGCUGUUCCGGAAGCUCGCCCCGUGGAUGCUGAACAACGACUCGUUCGACGCCACACUCCAGUCGGCGCCCGCGCCCGACGACGUGGUCCGGGCGAACACCGACGACGGAAUUCGAUCGAUGCUGGUGUUGGGUGGUGGUAAGGUGUUAUUGGGUUUGUGGGCACGAGGGGAGAAGGAAUUUGUGCUCGAGUUGUCGUCAUCCGAGUCGUUGAAAGGGUCGUCGUCGAGUGGGGAGUCGGGGGACGAGUUGGUGGAGGAGGAGCGAGUUAGAUGCUUUUGUCGAGGGUUAUUAAUAUUGGGGUGGAGCGUGAUUUUGGGAACGAUUAACGGUGGAGGAUUAGAAUGGGCGUGCGCCUUUAGGUUUGCGAGUUUGGUGGUUUCGUGA